This is a messenger RNA of Cydia strobilella, 2662 nucleotides long. Its product is annotated as zinc finger protein 181-like. The coding region runs from base 302 to 2635 and encodes 777 amino acids. The transcript has 6 exons. Lineage: Eukaryota; Metazoa; Arthropoda; Insecta; Lepidoptera; Tortricidae. Gene Ontology annotation, biological process: regulation of transcription by RNA polymerase II. Gene Ontology annotation, molecular function: DNA-binding transcription factor activity; RNA polymerase II cis-regulatory region sequence-specific DNA binding. The record is from RefSeq and is a predicted model, not a curated record.
CAACAACUAAACAAGUAAUAGUGCAAACGGUACGAAAUUAACAUUUUUAUAUGCUUUCUCUGUUCUGCUUCAGUGUUUAAAUCGUAUAUUUAUUUAAUAAACAAAUAAGACUAUCUGAACACAAGUCACAAAAACAUGACCAACGCCGGUGUUAUCUGUUUGAUUUUAUGUUAAUUCAACCAACUGCCAACUUGUAACUGCCAAGGAGUGGAACGCCCUGCCCGAGUCUGUGUUUCCGCAUGAGUACAAUUUGGGGCUCUUCAAGGCAAGAGUUAAUAGGUAUCUCAUAGGUGCAAACACAAUGAUAAGGGGUGAUAAAACAAUGCCGAAGGCGAAGACAACAAAGACGAAGGGGUCGCGGCUAGACCUUCUACAGCAACCUGAAGAGGAGCCUUUGGUAGUCCCUAAGGUAAUCAGACAGUAUACAAGAAAGAAAAAGGAAUCUGUGGGGUCAGCAAAUAAACUUGCGGGUACAACCAGUAUAAAUGUGGCUGCUGCAUUAUCAGAACAAACUGAUUCCAUAUCUCUAGUCAAUAAUCGUGUUAAUAUUAAAGAAGAAAUCAUGGAGAGUUUUCAUGAUAUUGAAAUCAUGGAUGUUGAUGUUAAAAUAGAAAAUCAUGUUAAAACAGAAGAAAGGUCAGAAUCACAAAAUGGAGUCAGAGCAGAGGACAAUUAUGUUAAAAUUAAAGAAGAAAGUAUAGAUACUCUUUCAGAUGAAAGUGUCAUGAAUAGUAAUGCCUCCAUGAAUUCUAAUCUAAGUGAAACAGUCCAAGAAACUGAAAUCACUAUUAAAAUAGAACCAGAAGAUGAUUUACAAUAUAUGAACUCAGAACAGAAACAUACAGAUGGGUUCCCCGCAGAUUGUUUACAAUCUGAAGAGGACAUUGCUGUCAAAAUAGAACCAAAGGCUGAAAAAAUAUAUUGCAAUAAUGUAAAUAGCAAAAUGUACUCAAGGAAUAAUGUAAAAGAAAAUGUGCAGGGCCAGAAUUGUCAAGAACUUGCUCCCAUCCUUCAACUGCAGCAGACAUUGAAUGUUGCGAAUGUUCAGGCUCCACAAAGGAAAAUAGUGAUCACUGAAGAAAUUCAUAUUAAAGAAGAGGCAAUUUGCGACACUGAGGAUUGUUUCGAGGUAAAAGAUAUGACUUUAGUAACUACUAGCAGCAUUCAAGUAAAAGAUAAGACUCCAAUAACCACUAGCAGCAUUCAAGUAAAAGAUAAGACUCCAAUAACUGCUAGCAGCAUUGAUUUAAAAGAUAAAACUCCAGUAGCUACUAGCAGCAUUGAAGUAAAACAUAACACUCCAAUAACUGCUAGUGGCAUUCAAGUAAAAGAUAAGACUCCAAUAAUUGCUAGCAGCAUUGAAUUAAAAGAUAAAACUCCAGUAGCUACUAGCAGCAUUAAAGUAAAAGAUAAGUCUCCAGUAGUAAUUAAGAAAAACCCUCUACCAGAAAAAAUAAAAAUAAGAAGAAUUAUGAAUAUGCCUAAAAUUCUGAAAACAUAUGGGAGGAAACAACCAGAUCCAGCUGCAAUGAAGAAAUGUUUUCUUCUUGCUGUUAGCAACCCACCAGCAAAAAUCCUGAAAAUCGUCUCCCAGAAAUUGCCAAAGACCAAAUCUCAGCCAUCCGGUCCAAAAUUUAUUUGUGACAUGUGCAGUAGUAACUUCAGGAGCAAAGCCAGCAUGAGCGCCCACAUGCGGUUCACGCACGGCGUGGUCAUGAAGCACACGUGCGUGGUGUGCUCUGCUACUUUCCCACAUCACUACCUCAUGCUCGCGCACCGGCGCGCGCACGCCGGCCCGCCGCUCGAGUGCGACCUGUGCCCCAAGUCCUUCCAGUCCAAAGAUAAAUACGGAGAGCAUUUGAAUACCCACCUACGCGAGCGACUCUUCCCUUGCCCGGUGUGUCUCCAACGCUAUCCAAUGCUAGUGCAUUUACAAAGGCACGCCGAGAAGCAUACGCAGGAAGAUAUCUUCUCUUGCAAUAUUUGUAAGGAGAGCUACCGUUCUCUUAUUGAUUUGAGGCGACAUUCCGAGCGCGAUCAUGGAGAAAAAGAAGAAUUCCCCUGCUAUGUUUGUAGUCGGAUUAUUUUAUCUAGUGCAGAUUUUCUUACUCAUGUAAGAACGCAUGAUAACGCGUUCCAUACGUGCGCUUUCUGUCCCAGAAAAUUCACCGACGCGCAAAAAUGGGAGGAGCACUCCGCUGAACAUAUUGAGAAGAUAGGUAGAGGCGAGGCUAUUGAAAAACCCUACAGCUGCGAAUACUGUAAAAAAUCCUUUGAAUACCAAAGUGUUCUGAAAACACAUAUUAGAAUGCAUACUGGGGAGCGACCAUAUGAGUGUCCAGAGUGUAAAAAAAAGUUGAAGACUCAAAGUGCAUUAACGGAGCAUGUUAACGGGCAUAAGCGGCCUUAUCCAUGUCCGGAGUGUAAGCAACGGUUUGGUAAGCGGAAUUCUCUGUCGAGGCACAUGUUGCUACACACUGGGGAGCGUCCGCACAGCUGUACGGGCUGUCCGAUGACUUUCGUGCAACGUUCGUCGAUGCUGCAGCACAUACGGCGGUUUCACCAGCCCGGACUCAAGCGGGUACCGAAAAAAAAGAAAGGUGCGAAAAAAACUACUAAAAAGAAGGAUUGCUGAAGAGUGAUGAUAAUGAUGAAGAAGAAA